Messenger RNA from Papaver somniferum (opium poppy), 3911 nucleotides. RefSeq lists its product as uncharacterized. The coding region runs from base 620 to 3298 and encodes 892 amino acids. The record is from RefSeq and is a predicted model, not a curated record. Gene Ontology annotation, molecular function: transcription corepressor activity. The transcript is spliced from 5 exons. Gene Ontology annotation, cellular component: nucleus. Lineage: Eukaryota; Viridiplantae; Streptophyta; Magnoliopsida; Ranunculales; Papaveraceae.
UUCAAAUGAUGUGUCCAUAAAUCAAAUCCUCCCCAUAAACAAAACAAAACCUCCUGUUGCUGCGCGUAAAUCUCCUAUCUCUCUCUAGAUUUCGUCUCCUUUAGAAUCUAAACAGUCUCUCUCGUUUCACUUUUUACUUCUUUCUCUCUCUCUUUGUAGACUCCAUCUUCUUCUGGUUUCGUGUGUUUAGACAAGGAAAGGAAACGACUUUGGUUUUCUUUUUUGUUUGUUUGUUUUGAAGACUCUCUUCCUCCAUCCUCCAUGAAUUUGUAUACAUCAAGAGUUUUAACAAGGCAAACCAUUUCUUUCUUUUCUGCGUCUCUUUCCCUCUCUCUAUAAAACACUUGGUAUAUUUUGAGGAGUGAAAAAGUUGACAAUCCAAUCCAAGGGUCAGAAAUAUACUUAUGCGACCCCAUUUUACCCUUCUAACUCAUGCUUCCCUUUCGUCGCGUAAAGUUAGAGAUCUCUUCUUUCUUCCAAAUUUCAGGCUAGCAAUUCGACAACUUGAACGCCAAUAGUUUGAGAUUAGAAGUUGAAUUGCGGUUGCAAUGAGAAGCUGAAGUUAAACUGUGGCAGUUCAUACAAGGAUUUUAAUGAUGGAUUGAAGGUCAAUUGGUAGAUGGAUUCUGUCAAAAUGGAUCACGACGGUGAGCACCUUACUGAAGACACAUCUGCCGAGCUUUUGCUUUUUCCAAGGUAUGAUAUCUUCGGGGAACCAGAAGUAGUUCCUCGAGUUGGAGAUCAGUACCAGGUGGAAAUUCCAGAAAGAGAAAGGGAAUCGGACAACUUCAAGAAUACCGCAUCUCAUUUCGAAACAGCUGGUACUAGUCAUUCUUCACCAAUGAGAUUAUCCAUCCCAGUUAUGUGGGUGUAUGAUCAAGUUGAUGAUAUCAAACUUGAAGGGAUAAAAUUGCAACGGGCCCCAGAUGGUAGAAUGGGUGCAAAUAGGUCUGAAAGGAAAGCCAGGCACAAAUAUUCAGACCAUAAAGGUAUUAAAGCUAAAGUUGAACCUUUUGUGAAAUUGGAUAGUAGAGAAAAUAGUACAUUAGCUGGCAACCGGAUGGAUGCGGAUUUACCCUCAAUGAAUGAGAAAUGUGACUUAGUUGCCAAAAAUUACUGUCCAGUUCCAGGUUUGGUAAGCAAUUCCUGGAGGGAUGUUGAGAAGGAUAGAUUUCUCCUUGGUCUUUAUAUUUUUGGGAAGAAUCUUGUUCAGGUGAAGAAAUUUGUUGAAAGUAAACAGAUGGGUGAUAUACAGUCAUAUUACUACGGGAGAUUUUUUAGGUCUGAUGCACACCGUCGAUGGUCAGAAGGCAGGAAGAUAAGAAGCAAAAAAUGUGUACACGGGCAAAAGAUUUUCACUGGAUUGCGGCAACAAGAACUGUUAUCACGUUUGCUUCCCCAUGUUCCCAAGGAGUGCAGAAAUGCUUUCAUGGAGAUGCAGGUGGGGAAGAAAUUAACAGAUGGUACAAUUACGCUCGAGGACUAUGUUUCUAUGAUGAAGGAAACAGUUGGCAUAGAAACACUGGUAGAAGCUGUGGGAAUCGGCAAGGGUAAGCGAGAUUUGACUGGCAUUUCAGACUCUGUAAGGAGCAACCAAGCUAUCCCUGUUCGUCAAGAAAUUCCAACCGGCAAAGAGUGUAACUCUCUUACAUCUGCGGACAUCCUUAAGUUUUUAAACGGUGAUUUCCGUUUAAGCAAAGCUCGGUCUAAUGAUCUAUUUUGGGAAGCCGUUUGGCCCCGUUUACUUGCCAGAGGAUGGCACUCUGAGCAACCUAAGUAUCAAGGUUAUAAUAAUGGUAACAAGAAUUCUUUAGUGUUUCUCAUUCCGGAUGUUAAGAAGUUCUCAAGAAAACGACAUGUGAAAGGAAAUCACUAUUUUGAUUCUGUCACCGACGUUUUGGACAAAGUGGUAUCUGAUCCAACUCUUCUUGACGUUGAGGUAGAAGAAGCACCUAUAGAAGAUGACAACAACGAAGCGCAUGAGUGGAAUCCAGAGAUGGAUCAGGAUAUUCAUUCAGAUCAUCAACGCCAUUGUUAUCUGAAACCGCCGCUUUCAAGUUCUAAUUCAGAUCUAGUGAAGUUUACUGUUGUGGAUACCAGUUUGAUAAAUGGAGAAAGACCAUUCAAGAUGAGAGAUCUAAGAACCUUACCCGUUGAGACCAAUAAUGCUUCUACUCCAUCAAGUAUAUCUGGAGAAACUAUCGGAGUAAGCUUUAAAGAGCGCCUGGACUAUCCAGACUCAGUUGAUAUGUUGGUUGAUGGCACUCAGCAAGAUACUGUUACUAGUAGGCCGAGGAAGGGUAACUCUAAUGCAGAUAAUCUAGUUGGUGUUUCAAGGCAGUGUGUGUCGAUUAAUGGCUCAGUUAUUAGCAGUUUUUCCAUGGAGAAUCACGAGUUUCAGUAUGCUGCAGUUAAUGACAACCAGCAUGUGGGGAAGAUGUCGAGGUGUAUAUUACAAAAGAGAGCAAAAUCUGGAGAGUCAAACUCUAGUGUUCCAGUGAAGAAACGAAAAAAAAUAGGUCCUCGUGCUAAAAAAGAGAGAAGCUUGAGUACAAAUAACAUAUCUACACAUUUUGGAGUAAAAGAAGAGGAGCCCUCUUCCAAUUUAGACUCACCUGACGCCUGUGAACAUAUGGUUCCUGAAGUAUAUCCAUUUCAAGAUAAAGUAUCGUCUGGUUCUUCAACUAAAGAAGACCGACAUGAUAGCAAUGAAAAGCUAGGCAGUCGGAGAGCUGAACAGCGGCCUAUGAUCGAUCUAAAUGCACUACCAGAAUAUGAAGAUAGUGAUCCCUUCUUCAUGGAGGAGGGGGAUUUCCAUUGCGAUGAAAGUACGAAGGGUUUGUCUCUUCCAGCUGAAGUAAUCCAACCAGAGGAUCUUCAAACGUCAGUGAGAACCUCAAAUGGUAUCUCUAGUGCUGAGGAUCAGCCUACUCUUAAUGCCCGCCGACAGAGUUCAAGAAAUCGACCGCUAACCGCAAAAGCAUUGGAAGCUCUGGCUGGUGGGUACAUAACCACAAAUAGGAAAUCAAGGGACAAGAAAUCUGUGUCAAGAGAUAACUCAUUUACAAGGCCCUCUCCUCGAGUCCGUGCAAAGGGUUGUGUUGCUGCAGGGAGUGCCAAUACCAAGGUGGAUGAGAGGGUUGAGGAAGCAUGCAGUAGUAACACUGACAUGCUUAGGGAAUCCCGUAUUCGGUCUGAAAUAGAAGGAUGUGAUGAGUUAAUGUUGAGCUUGAGCUUGAGCCUGAAACUUCCCUAUCAUUCUGAAAUUUUUGCUGAAAGAUACAAUCAACCUGGCUAGGGAGUAGGGACCAACUUGCUGUUCUUUGCUCUCAAGGGUUUUCUUUCAGGAUGUCAGGUUGUUUCUAUAUAAGAGUGAGAUCAGAUUAACUAGUCAAAAUACCCAUGGACAUAAAUCAGGUUCGCCAUUAAAAAAACAGCACAUUUUAAUCGUGUUGCGCAUUAAAACACAACAGUUGUCUAUGGCUUUUUCUUACAUUGUUGAUUUUAUUGACGGCGGUCGGUUCGUGGAUGUACAUUGGUAAAGGUCAGGGAUUUUGGAUUACAGAAAGGAGUAACUAGUCAUAGAAUCUCUGUUGAAGUCGUUAUUGACAAGCAAGCAUGAAGCUUGGGUCCUUCACAUAUUUUAAUUUCUCUAAUGAGAGGGUAUCCAGUCCCAAGUAAAGAAACAACCACCAAUCUCGACCGAGACGAGAAAGACGGAUAAUACAGAAUUACAGCAUGAGGUAAUAAUCAACAUUCUGAUUGCCUCUUUCUUUUGCUUUGCCCUUCUCUUUUUGGGUUGAAACCAUGACAGAUAAACAUGUAAGUGGUAUAUCCACAACUAUUAUCAGAUACUGCACUGAUGUAAUGAAUAGAUAUUACUACCUGUGAUGAUUCUUCUUAAGACUUCA